Messenger RNA from Diprion similis, 1859 nucleotides. It is a transcript of the gene Cdc37, whose product is annotated as hsp90 co-chaperone Cdc37. Gene Ontology annotation, cellular component: cytoplasm. The record is from RefSeq and is a predicted model, not a curated record. Bases 181 to 1290 code for a protein of 369 amino acids. Gene Ontology annotation, molecular function: heat shock protein binding; protein-folding chaperone binding; protein kinase binding. Lineage: Eukaryota; Metazoa; Arthropoda; Insecta; Hymenoptera; Diprionidae. Gene Ontology annotation, biological process: protein stabilization; protein folding. The transcript is spliced from 5 exons.
CCUGGAAUGUUUGGUAUCGUAUGGCAUUGGCAUUUUGCUUGCACGCUUGGAUCUGGAGGCUGUGCGAGUGGCGGUUACCAGCGUUUACCAGAGAUCGGUAUCACCUGACAAUUGUCAAAUUUCCUAACCAAUACUACGAGGCAAAGACCCUGUCCCACACCGCGUCUGUAAAACACAACAAUGGUUGAUUACAGCAAGUGGAAAAACAUAGAGAUAUCCGAUGACGAAGAUGACACCCAUCCCAAUAUCGAUACUCCGUCGUUGUUUAGGUGGCGGCAUCAGGCUAGAUUGGAAAGGAUGCAGGAACAGAGAGCCGAACAGGAAAAGCAUGAAAGAGAGAAAGAGGAAAUUGCGCGAAAGUUGAAAGAAGCUAAGGAAAAGUUGACCAAGGUAGAAAAAGGUGAGGAAAAGGACCAGCAAGACCUGACAUCUGUUAAAAAGGCAUUGGAAGAGCUUAAAAUGAAAGAGUCUGAGAUAUUGCAUAAAGAGGAAGAGUUGAAGAAGAAGGAAAAGUUGCAACCAUGGAAUGUAGAUACAAUUGCCCAGCCAGGUUUCACAAAGACGGUAAUAAACACAAAGCCAGCUAGAAAGGAAGAUGAGAGUAACUUGCCAGAUGAAGAGAAAGAGAACAGGAUGAAGCAGUUUGUUAAGCGUAAUGAGAAGACCUUGAAGGAAUUUGGUAUGCUGCGGAGGUACGACGAUAGUAAAAAGUAUCUCCAGGACCACCCAGAUUUGGUCUGUGAAAAUACGGCAAAUUACUUGGUCAUUUGGUGCAUCAAUUUGGAAAUGGAAGAGAAACAUGACCUAAUGGAACAUGUGGCUCACCAGUGCAUUUGCAUGCAGUAUAUUCUUGAACUCUCCAAGCAGCUAGAUGUUGACCCACGUGCCUGUGUUGGAUCGUUCUUCAGUCGUAUACAAAUUGCUGAGGUUGAAUAUAAGAAUUCCUUUGACGACGAACUAAAGUCCUUCAAGGAAAGGAUUCGCAAGAGAGCAGCAGAAAAAGUAGCUGAGGCGCUAAAAGAAGCUGAAGAAGAAGAGAGAAAGAGUCGCCUCGGUCCCGGAGGUCUAGAUCCGGUUCAAGUGUUUCAAGAACUGCCCGAGGCCUUACAAAAGUGCUUUGAAGCACAGGAUAUACCACUGUUGCAACAGACAAUAGCAUCGAUGCCAGAAGAGGAAGCAAGGUACCACAUGAAACGAUGCAUUGAUAGCGGACUAUGGGUCCCGGAUGCAAAAGCCGCUAAGGAACAGCAGGAAGAAGAAGAAGCUAUCGGAACUCCAGACCCUGAAUAAUAAUAUCUAGCAUAUAAUAAAUUUCCGAAAAAUUAUUGCUCGAAUUAUUUUUCGUUCAAUACAACAUGCCCUCAUACUCAAUCGUAAUGUAUUACAUAAUUGGGUAUUACUUAUGCUGCUGUUUUGUCGAAGAAUUGAUGAUUCGUUGCUGAAGAAUAAUCAUCGUCUUGGUCACGUUGACUAAAUAUCAGCUAGAAGAUAUGAAAAGAGUUUUAUUCGUCUGAGAUUAUUGUUCCGAUUUAUUUGAAGAGCUGGCGAUGACGUAGUGUUACGUCAAAUUUAAGAUGAAAAGUAAACUGUGGACAUUCUACGUUGCGUGUAUUGUCUUUCUGCUGUAAAACUGCUGUUUUUUUUCCUUACAAUUGAAAAAAAAAGAUUGCGAUUAUAUUACUAUUAUUACUAUCGUCGUUGUUGUUAAUGUUGCUGCUAUAUAUUAUUUUCAUUGUCGACUCUUCAACAAUUCACAAUUUCAAGAACAAUAUGCUUGACAAGGGAGAUUUCAGUGUCACAUUCUACUCUGUAUAAAAUUAGAAAAUAAUAAACCGUGUAAAUACGUGCCGAUUCUUGAA